Messenger RNA from Hemisphaericaspora subhashii, 480 nucleotides. It is a transcript of the gene CTF8, whose product is annotated as Ctf8p. Lineage: Eukaryota; Fungi; Ascomycota; Pichiomycetes; Serinales; Debaryomycetaceae. The record is from RefSeq and is a predicted model, not a curated record. The coding region runs from base 1 to 480 and encodes 159 amino acids. Gene Ontology annotation, cellular component: Ctf18 RFC-like complex. Gene Ontology annotation, biological process: mitotic sister chromatid cohesion. The transcript has a single exon.
AUGCCAACAACUUCAAUCGAUUGUUCUCAAAUAUCAACCAUCCUAAAUCCCCAACCCCCCUCCACAGCCACCCCAAAAUCCCCUCAAGAUCCAAUAAUAUCCUCUCCAUUAGGACUAGUCAUUAUAGAAAUCCAAGGUGAAUUAAACCUUCCCACCACUGUUCCAACCAAUAACACUGAAGAAACACAAGAAUAUAUAUCCGAGAAUUUCAUCACUGUCGACAGGAUCUAUGAUGCUGUGAAGUUUGGGAAGAUUGAAUUUGAUACUCGUGAUGAAAAGAAGGUGACAUUAUUCAUUGGGAAAUCACAACGAUUAAUUGGGAGUAUUGUGAAUUUAGACAAACCGUUAGGGGUUUUGAGGGUGCCGAUAAAGAGAGAGGAUGAUAUGGAAGAAGGCUUGGAAGAAGAGGAUGGGAUUAAAUUGGUGGAUGUGGUUAGGAAGAGGAUGAUAUUUAAACAGAGACCAUUACCUAUUAUGUAG